Labrus bergylta (ballan wrasse) is the source of this 2604-nucleotide messenger RNA. It is a transcript of the gene dhx32b, whose product is annotated as DEAH (Asp-Glu-Ala-His) box polypeptide 32b. Lineage: Eukaryota; Metazoa; Chordata; Actinopteri; Labriformes; Labridae. Gene Ontology annotation, cellular component: intracellular anatomical structure; spliceosomal complex. The record is from RefSeq and is a predicted model, not a curated record. Gene Ontology annotation, molecular function: helicase activity; RNA binding.
AUGGGAUUAGUGGCCACAUGACAACACUGGGCUGGCUGCCUGGCGAGUGAGCCUUUCAUUUGGCUUCCCUUGCAGAGGCACUGUGAGUGUGUGUGUGUGUGUGUGUGUGUGUGCUGUCCAACAGUUUACUGAGAGCUGGAGAUUUGCACACUUUAUUUUUGUGGAUCUGUAAAUGAAGUCUAAACCAGACAGCCUGGAAGCUCAAUUGAGAUGGCGCAGGACAUUACCAGCAUAGCGGAAGAGGACUUUUUUGAGGGGACAGCAGCCUGCUGUUCAGAUUCAGAAGCUUUGACCCAGGGAGACAAAGAAUAUGAGGAUAUUUUGGAGCUUAACCAGUUCGAUGGACUGCCGUAUUCCUCCAGGUUUUACAAGUUGCUAAGAGAAAGGAAAGAGCUGCCUGUGUGGAGAGCUAAAUGUGAGUUCAUGGAUACUUUGGCCAAAGGACAGUUUGUGGUUGUCAGUGGCUCUGCACAAACUGGGAGAAGUUCUCAGAUUCCUCAGUGGUGUGCUGAAUUCUGCCUGUCAGUCCAGUUCCAGCACGGCAUGGUGGUUUGUACCCAGACUCACUCACAGCAGGCGGUAGAUCUCGCCUUAAGGGUGUCUGAUGAGAUGGAUGUCAACAUCGGCCAUGAAGUUGGGUACAACAUCCCUUUGGAGACCUGCUGCGCUAACGAUACAGUCCUCAGGUUCUGCACAGACGACAUGCUCCUGAGAGAGAUAAUGUCGGACCCAUUGCUCGAGCGGUACGGGGUCGUGGUCGUGGACCAGGCCCACCAGAGGACUGUGGCCACUGAUGUUCUCCAGGGUCUCCUGAAAGACAUCGCCCUGCAGAGAGCGGACCUCCGCGUGGUCCUCCUCACAGCUGUCGAACCAGUGCCAAAGCAGAUGAAACACUUCACCGGGUCUGCGGUGCCUCUGAUCCGCCUGGAGAGCCCGGGUGCUGGGGAGGUGGUUUACAACAGCACCAGUGACGGAUACUUCUGCGCCGCGCUCCGUCUGGUGCUGGAGAUCCACCGCUCUGAAGAGGACGGAGAUGUGGUUGUGUUUCUGGUGACAACGCAGGAGAUAAAUCUGGCCCACGAUAUUCUGUGUCAUGAGGCGCACGCUUUGGCCCCUGACCUGGGGGAGCUCCUGCCCGUUGCUGUGCACCCCCGUCAGCCCGGGAGUCUACCUAACCCGGGGGAGGCGGGUACCAGACGGAGUCGUCAAGUGUUCCUCACAUCCAGUCCAAACGAGGACUUCUUCUGGGCUGUUAACUCGUUAAGCUUUGUCAUUGAUGCAGGGCUGGAGAAGAGAUAUGUUUACAACCCCAGAAUCAGAACAAACUCUGUCAUCAUUCAGCCAAUCAGCACAGUUCAAGCUUUGAGUCGCAGACAGCUGGCAGGUCCAACAGGGAAGUGUUUUUGUCUGUACCCAGAGGACAGACAGCUUCCUGCUGAGAUCCGCCCUCAUAUUGUGGAGUCUGAUAUCACCUCCACCGUACUUUUCUUAAAGAGGAUGGAGAUCGCUGGACUGCGUCAGUGUGACUUCAUCGACAGACCAGACCCUGAAGGCCUCAUGCAGGCUCUGGAGGAGAUGGACUACCUGGCAGCUCUGGAUAACGACGGGAACCUGUCUGAGAUGGGCAUCAUCAUGUCCGAGUUUCCUCUGGAGCCCCAGAUGGCCAAAACCCUGCUCGCGUCCUGUGAGUUUGACUGUGUCAGCGAGGUGGUCAUCAUAGCUGCCAUGCUAACAGCACCCACUUGCUUCCUGGUUCCCUCAGUGGACCUGAGGCCAGAGGCGACCCAGUGUCACAUGAAGUUCCAGCACCCAGAAGGAGACCACUUCACCCUGAUCAAUAUCUACAAGGCCUUCAAACAGUUCCAGGAGGAUCCAUACUGUGAUGUGGAAAAGUGGUGUCAGGAUUUCUACCUGGACCACUCCGCUCUGCUGAUGGCCGACGCUCUUCGCACUGAGUUCUCAGACACUCUGAAGAGGAUCGAGCUGCCCGUCUCAGUGCCGGCCUUUGGUUCUCGUAGCAACACCCUCAACAUUAAGAGAGCUCUGCUGGCAGGUUUUUUCAUGCAGGUGGCUCGGGACGUUGAUGGAUCAGGGAACUACUUCAUUCUGACCCACAAGCAUGUGGCACAGAUGCACCCUCUGUCCGGCUACGGAGCAAAGAGUCCCAAACUGGGCCUGCCGGAGUGGGUGCUGUACCACGAGCACUCAUUCUCUGAGGACAACUGUCUCCGCACUGUAUCCCACAUAACACCCGAACAGUUCAUUGAGAUGGCUCCUCAGUAUUUCUUCUACAAUCUACCAACAAGUGAGAGCAAAGACAUCCUGCAAAAUAUUUUGAACCACGGAGCAGCUGGGUACCCAGAGGAGAAACAUCAAACCUCUAAAGAAGAAGCGCGGGAGGAGACGUAUGACCGCUGCGUUGUACAAUGACUCACUGAGUCACUGACCCCGCCGUUGCACAAAAUGUCAUCACAGCACACUGUCAGAAUAGUUGUGAGACUGAUUAUGUCAUUUCAUGCUUUUUUUUAGAUGUUAUUCUUUCAUUUGUGGCCGUCUUUUCUCGUUUAUUAAUCUCAAUAUAACUUGUAUUUAUAUUUGAUUAAA